Molecule: messenger RNA, 624 nt
Organism: Sphenostylis stenocarpa
Lineage: Eukaryota; Viridiplantae; Streptophyta; Magnoliopsida; Fabales; Fabaceae
Source: the annotation of a GenBank genome assembly
AUGGGAAAAGUUGGAGUAGGUGUCGUGCUAUUGCUGUGUUUGAUUGUCACGGCCGCCGCCGAACAAUGCGGUCGACAAGCCGGUGGGAAGACAUGUCCCGACAACCUCUGCUGCAGUCAAUACGGGUGGUGCGGCAACACCGAAGAAUACUGUUCACCCUCUCAGAACUGCCAGAGCAACUGCUGGGGCGGCGGUGGAGGAGGCGGCGGAGGAGAAAGCGCGUCUAAUGUCCGGGCGACAUAUCAUUACUACCAACCAGAGUUACACGGGUGGGACUUGAACGCCGUGAGUGCUUAUUGCUCUACUUGGGACGCUGGCAAAUCUUACGCUUGGCGCAGCAAAUAUGGGUGGACUGCUUUCUGUGGCCCCGUCGGACCUCGUGGCAUAGACUCUUGUGGAAAGUGCCUCCGGGUGACGAAUACUGGGACUGGAGCGCAGACAACAGUGAGGAUUGUUGAUCAGUGCAGCAAUGGAGGGUUGGAUUUGGACGUGGGAGUGUUCAACCGUUUGGACACAGAUGGGCAAGGGUACCAACGAGGGCAUCUCAUUGUUAACUAUCAGUUUGUGGAUUGUGGGAACCAUCUCCACCUUACCACACCCUUCAUCCUCCAUUCUCCUAACUAA